AUGAUGCAAGCAGCUACUGUAGGUAUACCAUAUCCGCCGAUUUAUCAUCAUUAUCCUUACCUGCUUCAGCCAAUCGCCGCUUCGGACUGCUUAUAUCCUAUGCAGAACCAUCUGGUGCCCAAUCCCCACCCUAUUAUUCUUCCAGUCCCUGGAAUAAUCAAUCGGGUUUGGCACAAGAAUUUGGAGUCUGAGUUUAAGAAAAUCCGGAACUUACUCUUUUGGCCCGGUGAGCCCCAUACGCAUGACCGCUGCUUUCUUGCUUCUAUAGACACCGAAUUCCCCGGUCAACUUUCUGAAUCCGACAAAGGCCGUCUCCGAGAGCCCCAGUACAAUUAUGAGAUGAUGAAGAACAAUGUGAACGCCACCAACAUAAUCCAAUUGGGUUUGACUCUCUCGGACAGAUUCGGAAACUUCUACGUAUGGGAGUUCAAUUUCAGUGACUUUGAUAUCGAAAGUGAUAAUCAAAACAAGGUCUCAAUUGAGUUGCUCAAGACUCAUGGGACCGAUUUCCAGAGAAACAAGAAGGAUGGUAUUCCUUCCUCUAAGUUCGCAGAGUUGUGUCGGGGCUCUGGCCUGGUAGGAAACAGUUCAGAGGUUCAUUUGACAUGGGUGGGUUUCCAGAGUUCUUAUGAUUUUGGCUUCUUCACCAAGAUUCUCAGUGGGCAAAAGUUGCCAGACAACAUGCAUGGAUUCAUGAGAAAUGUGAAGAACUACUUUGGGCCUAGCGUGUUUGACAUGAAACACAUGAUCACGAGGUUCUGUUCCGGAAUUUAUGGGGGUUUGGAGAAGGUGGCAGAGACUCUCGGGGUUGCUCGGGCAGCCGGGAAGAGUCACAUGGCUGGUUCUGACAGUCUUUUGACAUUGCAAACCUUUCUCAAGCUUAUAGAUGUGUGUUUGAAGCCAGCAGAUUCUAACAGCAGCAGCAUUGAGACAUUGCAGAAGUUUACAAUGAAUAUGAGUUUUGUGAAUUCUUUUGUGAGUUCCCGCGCUCCUUGUGAUACAUGUUUGGCAAUGCAGGUGCGCCAAAAGCGUGUUGAGCGAAUUGCGGCAAUUAGUGCUUAUUUCGGUUUGUGUGUGAAAACACAGCGGAAUUUAGAGAUGGUGAACGAGAUCAGGUCACAGAUGGUGACUGCAAUUGGUGUAACAUUUUAA
This is a messenger RNA of Rosa chinensis, 1152 nucleotides long. RefSeq names its product probable CCR4-associated factor 1 homolog 11. Gene Ontology annotation, cellular component: CCR4-NOT complex; CCR4-NOT core complex; P-body. The record is from RefSeq and is a predicted model, not a curated record. The transcript has 3 exons. The coding region runs from base 1 to 1152 and encodes 383 amino acids. Lineage: Eukaryota; Viridiplantae; Streptophyta; Magnoliopsida; Rosales; Rosaceae. Gene Ontology annotation, molecular function: nucleic acid binding; poly(A)-specific ribonuclease activity.